Molecule: messenger RNA, 537 nt
Organism: Neoarthrinium moseri
Lineage: Eukaryota; Fungi; Ascomycota; Sordariomycetes; Amphisphaeriales; Apiosporaceae
Exons: 2
Coding region: 1-537 (178 amino acids)
Biological process (GO): ribosomal large subunit export from nucleus
Cellular component (GO): nucleolus; preribosome, large subunit precursor
Source: RefSeq, a predicted model, not a curated record
AUGGCAAAGACCGCAGUCUCCAAGAAAAAGGCGCCGUCCAAGCACUCGCGCGAGGCCAGGAGAGCAACUUCUCCCAGCAUCAACACGGACAAGUCGCUGAAGGAUGUCCGCCCGCCGCCCGAGUCCAUCAACCACCGGCCGUCGAUUCUCGCCAUCCACCAGGGAGCGGGCGUGAGCAAGAAGCAGAAGCACGGCCGGAACCAGAGCACCCGGGCCAAGAAGCGCGCGCUGAGGGACCAGGACAGGGCCGUCGCCAUCAUGGAGCGCACGCAGAACAAGGUGCAGAAGAGCAAGGGCAGCUCCAAGAACAUCCAGGCCCGGGCCAAGGCGUGGGAGGAGAUCAACAAGCUGGUCCCCCAGGAAAUGGCAGCUGAUCAGGACGAGGACGGAGACUCGGACCCUGACAACACCAUGAGCGAGGUGCAAAAGGCGAACGCUGCCGCCGUGAAGAAGGCGGCCAGGGUGCCUCUGCCGCUGGCUCUGGCAGCAGAUCACAAUGACGACGACCACGAAGACGACGACGAUGACAUUCUAUAA